Closterium sp. NIES-65 is the source of this 1224-nucleotide messenger RNA. NCBI's taxonomy places the organism in Eukaryota, Viridiplantae, Streptophyta, Zygnematophyceae, Desmidiales, Closteriaceae. The record is from the annotation of a GenBank genome assembly.
AUGAAGGUGGUGCAAAGGGGGUUGGAAGGUAGCCUGCGCUACCAAGACAAGAGGGAAGCAGCGUGGAGGAGGCUGCAGCUGGAGAGCAUUGAAACCCAUCGCACCGAGAGGAUGAUGGAAGGAUGGUCCUUCAUGGCAGUGGAGAUGGGCCAGGAGGACGGAGGUGGAGAAAAGGAGACGCUUCCAUUCCCUUGCCCGAACGAAUCCAUUCCAUGCCCGUUACUCUUCCAUUCUUUUGCUGUCAUUCCCAAGCCCACAAUCUUUCAUUCCCAUCCCCUCACGAGGGUGUUCCCUUGCCCUCCCUGUUUGCGUAGCGGCGGCACGUUGCCACAAGCAGCAUGGCCAGAUAUGCCCCUCUCACCCUUCCUAUGUCCUUCUCCCCUCCCUUACGUGCUCUAUGCUCCCACAUCUCCCAAUGCCCCUUACUCACUUGGCUCCCGUUUGCCUCCCUGCCACCUCUUCCCAACUCCUUCCUUUCAACCCCUCCCUUUCCUUGCACAUCCUUCCCUGCAGCCCCCUUCCGUACCUGCACCUCUUGCUCCUCCUCCUCGUAUUCCUCCUCCUUAUCCUCUUCCUUAUCCUCUACCUCCUCAUCCUCCUCUUCCUUCCCCUUUCCUUUUUAUCCUCUUCAUCCUCGGCCUCCUCCCCUUCUCCCCUUUUUUCCUUCUCCGAGCACUCUUCCCCCUGAUCCCCCACCUCCACUUCCCUCCUGCCGCUCUCUCUUCCUCCCAACCUCCUCUCCUCUCCUCCGCCCUGCUAGUCCCCCUCCUCUCCUUCCUCUCUCCCUCACUUUCUCUAACAUCCUCUCUUUUCUUGUGUCCUUCCCCCUCUUCCUCGCUUUCUCCCUCACACCGCUUCCUUUCUCUUCACAGCUUUCUCUCCACUCCUCCGUUGUUCACCACUUCCUCUCCCUUCUAUCCCACCUCCACCCCUCCUCUCCCCUCCACUCCCACUGCCCCUACCUUGUUCCCUCUUCCCCCGGCCACCCAAACCACUUUGCUUGUUCCCCUCUCCUCCCUCACCCUUCCUCGGACCCUCUUUCAAACCCUCACCCCCUUUCCCUCCUCCUCGUACUGCACCAAUUUUCGUUGUACCUUCACCGCUAGAGGAGACAGCCACGCUCUCUUAAUCUUCUUGCUCCGCACUCUCUCCAGCUGCCUCUCCCUCUCCCUCUCAUCCUCCUCCAGUCAGGAUUUGGGCAGUGGCUCCGUACUGACCUCGUAG